Nasonia vitripennis (jewel wasp) is the source of this 1853-nucleotide messenger RNA. RefSeq names its product esterase E4. The transcript is spliced from 8 exons. NCBI's taxonomy places the organism in Eukaryota, Metazoa, Arthropoda, Insecta, Hymenoptera, Pteromalidae. The record is from RefSeq and is a predicted model, not a curated record. The coding region runs from base 43 to 1740 and encodes 565 amino acids.
GCUGGAGGUCGGCAACAGUCGCGUAUAUUCACUCGAGUGAAUAUGACGCUUGGUGUAAAGUGCGCGUCUUUGUUACUAUUUCUGGCGGUAGUUGCCGGCAACUAUGCCACGGAACCGGAGGUGCGAACCUCCUUGGGUCGUAUCAAGGGCUCGUUGAUGAACACAAGAUUAAACAAGACCAUUUUUACUUUCCGGGGUGUCAGGUACGGAAAGUCGCCUGAAGGCGAGAGACGUUUCAAGCAAGCUGAGCCAGUAGAUGCAUGGAACGAUGUGUUCGAUGCUUCAAAAGAGGGCCCCUCUUGCCCACUACCAGCUGCACCCGACUUUACAAGUGAAGACUGCCUGAGACUGAAUGUUUAUACUACCAAACUGCCGGAUUCCAAAAAUAAAGUAAAACGUCCAGUUAUUGUGUUCUUCCACCCUGGUGCAUUCUAUGGCUUCUCAGCCCAAAGUUACGUUUACGGACCUCAGUAUUACCUCGAUCAGGACAUUGUCUUGGUGACAGUUAAUUAUAGGCUUGCUACAUUUGGCUUCAUGAGUACCGGUGAUGCCCGAGCACCGGGAAAUCUCGGUUUGAAGGACCAGGUAGUAGCCCUACGUUGGGUCCAGAAGAACAUUGCUUCUUUCGGCGGAGACCCGAACUCAGUGACCAUAACCGGUUACAGUGCUGGCUCUUGGAGUGUCAUCCUCCACCUCAUGUCUCCAAUGUCUAAAGGACUGUUUCAUCGCGCCAUUGCUUCGAGUGGAGCUCCAACUACUCCAGAUCCUAUGCCCACAAAGCAACCUGAGCUAAUUACCAAGCAGGCUAGUUUCGUUGGCUGUCCUUCGGAUAACAUCGAUGUGGCUCUAGAGUGUCUGAAGACGGUGCCUCACCAGAAAAUCAGCGACUCAAUGCCCAAAUUCUCAGAAUGGUAUGGAGAUCCCAUCUUAAUUUGGUCUCCGGUCGUAGAGCCCGAAAUUCCUGGAGUCGAACGAUUCAUUACUGCUCAACCUGUCGAUCUUAUAAGAAAGAAAAACUUUCAACAUAUUCCCCUCAUAACUGGUAUUACAAAGGACGAGUUCGCUGGCGCACCACUCAACGCUCUCGAGCAGGCAUUAAAAGGCAACGACUCUAUCUACAGAAAUUUAACAGAAAAUUGGGAAUACGCUGCUCCUAUUAGUUUUCAGUACGAACGCGGUACUGAGCGAUCCAAGCACAUCAGUCGCGAGCUCAAAAAAUUCUACUUCAACGACGAGCCUAUUACUGCUGAAAAUGGCAAAAAUCUUGGACUGAUCUAUGCUGAUGCGAUCAUCGGUUAUCCUACCCAACGCUUCGCCAAACUGAUGUCCGAGAACUCUCGUGCCCCCGUCUACAAUUAUCAAUUCGUGUACCAAGGACGCUACAGCUUUUCCGUCUGGAGAGACACUAAAAAACCAUACGGCGUAGUUCACCACGACGAUUUGCUGUAUCUCUUCUACAUGUCGUUUGGAUUUCCUUUCUUUAAUGCGACUGAUCCUGAGAGUGCUGUAGUUGAGAAAAUGACUACCAUGUGGGCGAACUUUGCCAAAACCGGCGAACCGAUUCCUAAGUAUAACAAACUAUUCAAGGGAGUCACCUGGCCUUUGCUCCAGCCAAAAACCAACAACUACUUGGAAAUUGGAGAUUCGUUUACUGUCAAAAGCAACAUGUUUCCCGAGAGAUACGCUCUGUGGGAUAGACUUUUUCCAUUGCCACCGGUUGCCUCAUGUCCCAAGCAUUAGUAAUUUUUUACAAUAAAUGAUAAAAAUGACGAAUAAAACAGCUAUGCAUAUUUUUAAAUAUUGAUGAUUGUAUUCUACUUAUGGCAAAAUAAACGUAAAAACAUAGAACGAAA